AGCCUGGAGGGUCUGAGUGAAGUAAGUGACGAUGGGAAGGGCCCGGCGGCCCUGGGCGCCAUUACCCAGGAGGCCAGGCUGCGUGGAGUGGUCUGUCACCAGGGCAGCAACGAGGAGAGGGUCAGGUCUCUAGAGUCUCUGACUGAAGAACACCAAUCAGAGCUGGGGGUUCGCACCAAUGAGCACGGACAGAAGUCCAGGAGGUAUCGUCCGUUGAGACACAGCUGUCCUCCCUUGACCUUCCCCCUGACCAAGUCAGUGUCCACGCUCAGAAUCAACCAGAGAGACAUGGAUAGUACCAGGUCAUUCUCCAGCACUUCUGGCUCUCUGGCUUACAGUAUAUCUGAGGAGGACAUAGCGGGUCCCCUGAGGACUGACUUUGAUGGGAAGAGUGGAACCAAGGUUAGCCGAACCUUUAGCUACCUCAAGAACAAGAUAUACAAGAAGACCAGGGAAAAGGAUGGAGAGAAGAGUCGAGACAAAGACGAGAGGAGAGAGGCGAAGGCCAGAGAGAGAUGUACGCUGAACGGACAUCACUUCAGCAUGGUCUCCUCCCAGACACAAUCCUCCUCCUGCCACCAAUGCAGCAAAACCAUCAACACUAAGGAUGCCUUUCUCUGCACCAAUUGCAAUUCACAUGUUCACAAGAGUUGUAGAGAAAGCCUGCCUGUCUGUGCCAAGGUGAAGAUGAAGAGCCACCACAGCCCCGUCCUGGUCCCAGAUCUGUUCGUGUUAACCAGAGCCACCACAGCCCCGUCCUGGUCCCAGAUCUGUUGGUGUUAA
This is a messenger RNA of Oncorhynchus keta (chum salmon), 783 nucleotides long. Its product is annotated as A-kinase anchor protein 13-like. NCBI's taxonomy places the organism in Eukaryota, Metazoa, Chordata, Actinopteri, Salmoniformes, Salmonidae. The record is from RefSeq and is a predicted model, not a curated record. Gene Ontology annotation, molecular function: MAP kinase scaffold activity. Gene Ontology annotation, biological process: adrenergic receptor signaling pathway; regulation of Rho protein signal transduction; positive regulation of canonical NF-kappaB signal transduction. Bases 289 to 783 code for a protein of 164 amino acids. Gene Ontology annotation, cellular component: actin cytoskeleton; membrane. The transcript is spliced from 7 exons.